UGUUUCUCUCACCACGUUACUCGCUCUUGACGAGCGACCCCGUGAGUGUAUCUUAGGCCGCUGCCGUCUGAUCAAAUGCAGUGUGUGCCUCACGUCGAGCGGUUCGAAUACGUUCAAUCACACGUAGCGACUGAGCUGCAAACAAGAGGCGCUCUGUGCAGUAGAAACGGAUGGGCAACGAGUAACCACCAAAUAAUCCCUGAAGCAUUCGCAAACACGGCAAGAAACUCUGUGUGAGUGUGCGUGAGCGACAGCGAGGGGCCUCUGGAGGAGCGGCGAGACAGCGCACAGCCCACAGCAACGCUUCAGCGUCCACCCAACGCAACGACCACUGCAUCUGUUGAGAGCCCCCAGCACUGACAGCCAACGGAGACACAGGUCGAGCGGGAGCUCGUCAGGCCCGGGGGCAGCAGAAGCUCUUCAGCAUGGAUGUUGACGAGGAGGAGAACAUGAGUUCGUGCAGCACCGACGUAAAGGAAAACCGCAACCUGGACAACGUCUCCUCCAAGGAGGGGGCCGCCGUGGCCGAGCAGCUCCCCAACGGCGGCGCAGGCGGGGGCAGCCGCAAGCGGCCCCUGGAGGAGGGCAAUAAUGGCCACGCCCACUCCAAGUUCAGGCCCAAGAAGCGCAAGAAAACGCCGGGGCCCGUGCUGCCCAAGAACGCGCUGAUGCAGCUGAACGAGAUCAAGCCGGGCCUGCAGUACAAGCUGCUGUCGCAGACGGGCCCCGUGCACGCGCCGGUCUUCGUCAUGACCGUGGAGGUCAACGGGCAGCAGUUCGAGGGCUCAGGCCCCACCAAGAAGAAGGCCAAGCUGAACGCGGCCGAGAAGGCGCUGCGCUCGUUCGUGCAGUUCCCCAACGCCUCGGAGGCGCACCUGGCCAUGGGCCGCACGCUCACGGUCAACACGGACUUCACCUCGGACCAGGCCGACUUCCCCGACAUGCUCUUCAACGGCUUCGAGACCCCUGCGCCACCGGAGGACUCCUUCUACCUGGGCUCCAACGGCAACGGCUCGCUGGGUGGGCUGGGCGAGUACCCCAUGCCACAGUCCGGUGCGGGCACCAACAGUCUGGCGCAGGCGCCGCUGCCACCCCCCUCCAGCUUCAGCUCGCCCUCCAGCGGCAAGAACCCCGUCAUGAUCCUCAACGAGCUGCGGCCGGGCCUCAAGUACGAGUUUGUCUCGGAGAGCGGCGAGAGCCACGCAAAGAACUUUGUCAUGUCCGUCACGGUGGACGCGCAGACAUUUGAGGGUUCGGGCCGCAACAAGAAGCUGGCCAAAGCCCGGGCGGCUCAGGCUGCCCUCUCUGCCCUCUUCAACAUGCAGCUGGACCAGACACCUUCCCGCCAGCCCAUCCCCAGAGAGGGUCUCCAGCUGCACCUCCCACAGGUUCUAGCCGACGCAGUCUCCCGUCUGGUGGUGGACAAGUUCAGUGAGCUGACAGACAACUUCACAUCCCCCCACGCACGGCGGAAAGUUCUGGCAGGGGUCGUCAUGACAACAGGCACUGAUGUGAAAGAGGCCCAGGUGAUCUGCGUCUCCACGGGGACCAAGUGUAUAAACGGCGAGUACAUGAGUGACCGCGGCCUGGCGCUUAACGACUGCCACGCUGAGAUCAUCGCCCGCCGCUCGCUCAUCCGCUACCUUUACACACAGCUGGAGUUCUUCCUCUGUGCCAGUAAAGAGGACCAGCAGAAGUCCAUCUUCACGCGGUGUGACAAGCACGGCUACAGACUGAAGGACAACGUGCAGUUCCACCUCUACAUCAGCACCUCGCCCUGCGGAGACGCCCGCAUCUUCUCCCCUCACGAGGCCGGGGUCGAGGACCAAGGGGACCGGCACCCCAACCGCAAGGCCCGAGGGCAGCUGCGCACCAAGAUCGAGUCAGGAGAGGGCACCAUUCCUGUGCGCUCCAGCAACACCAUCCAGACGUGGGACGGUGUCCUUCAGGGUGAGAGGCUGCUCACCAUGUCCUGCAGCGACAAGAUAGCCAGGUGGAACGUGGUGGGGAUCCAGGGCUCUCUGAUGAGCUACUUCUCCGAGCCCAUCUACUUCUCCAGCAUCAUCCUGGGCAGCCUGUACCACGCAGACCACCUGUCACGCGCCAUGUACCAGCGCAUCGCCGACAUCGAGGACCUGCCACAGCAGUUCACCCUCAACCGGCCUCUCCUCAGCGGCAUCAGUAAUGCUGAGGCUCGGCAACCAGGGAAGGCCCCCAACUUCAGCGUGAACUGGACAGUGGGGGACCAGGCCUUAGAGGUGAUCAACGCCACCACGGGCAAGGAUGACAUGGGCCGACCCUCUCGCCUUUGCAAACAUGCCCUCUACAGUCGCUGGAUGAGGCUCUACAAUAAGCUGCUGGCGACGCUACGGAUCAAAGUGUCCAAGCCCAGCUCGUACCACGACGCUAAGCAGGCAGUAGAGGAGUACCACGCAGCCAAGCAGGCGCUCAUCAAAGCCUUCCACAAAGCGGGUCUGGGGGCCUGGGUGAAAAAGCCCAUAGAACAGGACCAGUUCUCCCUCAACUCCUGAAGUGGAGCGCGGGCUUCAUCAGGGGAGCGGGGAAGAGACCUGAACGCAACCAGCUGUCGAGACUUUUGCUUGAUCUGUGUCUACGUUUGUGUGCGCGAGUGCGUGUGACUACUUGUGUGUACGUGUCCCACCCGACCACGACCAACCGUCCGUAUCACUUCUCACUCUUCGCACCGGUGAUGUCGUCAUCUAACCCCCUACCCACCCUUUUUUAUUUUUAAAUCUAUGAUGUCGGUCGAUUUUUAUUUAAAAGAACAGAUGAUUUAGGUUUUAAAUGAAUGACUUUCAACAGGGAGUUUCACUCAUGUACAACUGGAAUUUAUGGCCCUGCCUUGGGCAACAAUGUUUCUGUGUUUAUUGUUUUGUUUUGUUGUUUUAUACUUUGAGAUGUUCAUAUUGUGAAACAAACGGUAAAAAGACAGAAAAAAACACAACAGGACGAGUAUCCGAUACUUCAGAAACUACCAAGAAACACACUGGUGCCAACCAUGUGCCCAUCACAACAACUGGGUCUGCUCGGACCCAUGGCUGUGGGCAGCUGAGGCUGUGCUUAUUGGUGUUGAGUCCAUGUUCCAGCCUUCUCAAGUCACAUCAGGUUCACAAUGAAGACAAACAGGAAAAAAAACAACCUCAUUAUGUCGACUCCGCAUACUGCUGUCACCUGGGUAAUUUUCUAUGCUUACAGAUUUCAGAGAAUUUCUUAUGGCAUGUUUUCUUUUUUUACAGAACAAAAAAAGAUCCCUUCUGUGCUAUCCUCUCUCCCUUCUUUAAUGGUUUCCUUACAGCUGAUCUGAUGUAGCAUACCUUUGAGAUCUGGUGAACACUUCUACUGUUGUCUAUGUGAUUUGUUCAUUUGCAUUCAUUUAAUGUUAAGUGGGAGAGGUUAUAGGGAAACUCAGAAAUCAAUUCUUCCCUUUAAAACCACUCGGUCUAAAACCGUUGGAAAAUAAUCACAGUGACUACAUUUCUCAUGAUUAUUUGACUUUUAAUGGUUAAUAUACUGAAGAGGUGACUAAAAGUGUUGCGAUCUGGUGUAAUCGUCACUGUGUCAAAACAGAUGCAACUGAAGUGAAUUGCUCUCAUUUUAGAAAACAAAGGAAAGUAGGAAAAAAGUUACACCGUGCUUUCAGCUCCAAAAAUGUCAGAUGCAUGUUUCUUGUAUUGUGGAGCAGCUUUUUUUCUUUGUAAGGCAUUGCUCACUCUCUUACCCGGGAGGUUUACUUAUAGCAUCAUGUAAAUGGACGAAAAUGUCUAGAUUAAAAACACAGCAAGUGUCUAGUUUUGUUGACACAAAGCUAUGAACUUACUUUAAGAUGCACGACACCUUGUUUUCUUUUUUGUUUUAAUAAGAGGUCUCCCUUAAAUAGCCACCCCUGCUAACAUAUUGUGUGUAUUUUCCUACGUUGUAGACAUUUGUUUGUCAUUUAACACGUGGCAAGCUUGAGAACAGGGCAUUCUGGUGUGUGGAGAAGGCAGUCCCUUCUCAGAUGAAUGUGUGAGUUUGUAAGUGAUGCAUGUUUCUUGUUGACUAAAGCCAUCUCUUUGCAUGGGAGAAGUUUUAAGAUUAGGGUGGGAUUCGGGAAAGGGGAGGGAGGGAGUUAUUUAAUUUUAACAACAAAAAAAAAACUAUGGCUUGCUUUUGAAGAUUUUCCUUUUAAAGGAUUUUAAUGCCAGCAUUCUUCUGCACAGGCAGGCUCAUCUCCAUGUCCUCUGUUGUGUUUAUCUGAGCAUUGCGCUGGGAAGAACAGGUGCACAGCCACUUGUGAAUCCAUCUCCAUCCAUCCGUCAUACUCCCAGUGUGCUAAUCUCUUAACAUCCAAAUGAUCACGGAUGCCACUGGGGGAUGAUAUUUUACCAUCAAUGUUUCCUUUAACAUACUUUCUUAUCUUACUGAGGAAAAGUGAGGUGGAUAUGACUUGAUAUUUUGGUACAAAACUGCAGUAGACCCCAGCAGUAUGUUGCAGCAAGAAUGGUCUGAGCCAUGCCCUGUCUUGAUCAUGUGUAUGUGUAUGUGCACGUGUGUGUGUGUGUGUGUGUGUGUGUGUGUGAGUCCAUCUGGGUGCACCUGCUGCUGAGCCCAAUAGACUCUCUGUAGAGACGUCAUGGCAACAUGACUUUGGAGAUUGCUGUUGAAUCUUCACCAAAGAUGAUGUCAUUAUUUUUCCAUGCAGGGAGAGUGCUUUGUCUUUGUGUGCAAAAGGAAAUGAGAGUGUUAUUUUUUAAGAUCAUGGGUAACCGAUGUAAUGAUUGAUAGGUUUGUAUUACAGUAUGUUGUCAUUGACAUUUUUUUGUAUGUGCAUUCACAUGUAGGCUUUUAAUUUGUACAAAUUAACUCCAUUCAAUUCCAGCUUGAAGGUGGAAUCUGUUGUUCUGUUGCUUCAAUAUUUCUGAACCUGUCAAUUUACACUUGUAAAUAUUGUGAGCCUAGCUGAAACUGUCUUGAUGAAUAUUCUGCAUACAUUGUAAUCAGUGGUACAGUAGAAAACCAGGCUUCCCGUGAGAUCAUCAUGACCCUGGACAUUUCCAACUCUCAAUCAGUUUGUUUUAAUCACCUCUUGGGUGAAGAAACCUGCUGUCAUUUGAACCUCUUCAUUUAUCCACAUUUUGUUUAGAUUUGGGUUUUUUCUAAACACCUCUAAAUGGCCUGCUUUCCCAAAGAGAGGACGUGCUCUCCAUGAAGUAGCGCAGCAUACUGUUUAACUGCCACAUCCCACUGGUGAUGGCUGCCAGAGGCCGUGCCCUUGUGCGUGUGACCCCUGCGGGGGCCCGGCCCUGUGUGGCCACGUGCUGCGCUGCGCUGCGGGCCCGGUGAUGGAUGAGCGUGCUGGGCUGCAGCGUGGCUCCGAGGGCCUGGAGCUUUUUUUCCUGGAGGGCGGGAACAGGGUGGCUUGACCUGGCCUUCCUCCCGUCCAGCUCCACUCCGUCCUGAGAUGAUGAAGGAUGAUGGGGGGGACGAGGUCACCCCACAAAACCAGUCCAGACACGCAGCUCCGCAAACGUCCAAGAGCACUGCGCUCCCUCCUUUACAAAUGUUCUACUCCCCGUUGUGAAGCCAUUUUUAGAGCAGCUUCUUGUUGUAUUUUUGUGCUUUUGUUUUGGUUCUGUUUUUAAUGCUCUCCACCCAUUACCUUUGCUCAUUCCAUAUGAACAGAUGAUCGUCAGUGAGCUACAUUUCCAAUGCUCGCUUGCUUCCAUCAUUUUCUUUGACUGCACAAGAUGUCAAUGGAUGAUGUCAUGACUACAGACCACGUGCUAUGUGGCGUGGGACUUGUAAAACAGAGUUAUUUUAUUAUUAUUUCUUCUGGUGCCGAGCUACUUUCCAGCCAAGAGUCCAGACUUCUGUCUUAGUGAUCUUGUCCUGGUCCCGCCAGUCCUUCUGACCAUGUUGUAAUUUAGUAACUGUACUGUGGGACGUGGUCAUGAUCUAGCUUCACCGCUGGGUCAACACUCUCUCUCUCCAACUCUUUCUCUCUCCUUCUCCCUCUCGCUCUCCCACCUCUUUCUCUCUCUCUCUCUAUCUCUCUCUCUCCAUUCCCCGUAUCUCAAAGUCAGUCCUUUCCCCCACUCUUUCUCCCCCCCUCUCUCUCUUUCUCUUGGUCCUCUGUAAUGUUCACAAAAUUGGCCACCUGCAUGAUCUCCCACACUGAAGCUGCACCCAGCAUGACGACAUACUUUUAAAGGACUUGUAUGUAGAAAAUGGGAAAAUAGAUCUAUAUAUAUACAAAUGAACAAAAAGAAAUAAAUGAGAUCUUAGUUUA
Sardina pilchardus (European sardine) is the source of this 6289-nucleotide messenger RNA. RefSeq names its product adenosine deaminase RNA specific B1b (gene adarb1b). Gene Ontology annotation, molecular function: tRNA-specific adenosine deaminase activity; double-stranded RNA binding; double-stranded RNA adenosine deaminase activity. The transcript is spliced from 12 exons. Bases 426 to 2531 code for a protein of 701 amino acids. Gene Ontology annotation, biological process: RNA processing; adenosine to inosine editing. Gene Ontology annotation, cellular component: cytoplasm; nucleolus. NCBI's taxonomy places the organism in Eukaryota, Metazoa, Chordata, Actinopteri, Clupeiformes, Clupeidae. The record is from RefSeq and is a predicted model, not a curated record.